Molecule: messenger RNA, 5601 nt
Organism: Cylas formicarius (sweet potato weevil)
Lineage: Eukaryota; Metazoa; Arthropoda; Insecta; Coleoptera; Brentidae
Gene: numb
Product: protein numb
Exons: 6
Coding region: 681-2210 (509 amino acids)
Source: RefSeq, a predicted model, not a curated record
GUUCCAUCCAAACGUUAUAAUGGUCGUAUAGAAGACACGUCCGGUUCGGGAGCGAGCUGAAAAUUCCGUUUUUCUUCGCCGGGAAUUUGUUUUUCUUUUCGCGACGCGUACACAUUACCUUCUCGCUUCUUGGAACUGCCCUUUCCCGGUAUCGCGUGUUCCGUCGUUUCUCUUUAUGUCCGGCGUAAUUUCCGCAUUGAAAGAAAAACCGUUAGUGUUCUGACGCAUUAUUCAAAUCUCUGGAAAAUUAGACGUCCCGUCGCUGUUACAGGUGUUUUCGCGUAGCUCUCUAAGUGAAAAGGCAAUUCGUUUAUCGUUUUUUUAAAAAAUAUUGGGAUUAGUGACCUCGGGUAAUUUCAAGGACGUCGGGUGCCAAGAAAGAGGUUCCAAUUGAUAAGAAACGAACCCAGCCAGUUCGCUCGAAACCAAGCACGUUUUUCUAGUCAUUUACGUAAUAAUUGCAUCUCGUACGUUGACAAUGGACCAACGGAAUGGUAGUUCUUUGUGUCGGAUUUCGAUGGUAAAGUAGUUCGAUGAACCACUGUGGUGGCUUUCGAAGCAUCUGCUUAGCGCUGCGACUACAUCUGCCGUUGAACGGAUAUACUUUUGACAAUUUGUGUUUUUGUGCGAUUCGCAAAGAGAGUUUCAAUUUCGAAUAGUAUCGUUUUGUUGCUGGCGUAAUGGGAAAUCACCCAUCGAAUCACAUUCCUUUGGAAAGAAACCGAGAUGUCGGCAAGUUCGGUGAUGCUCAUACGAGGCGCAGCCUUCGGUCCCCUCGCAAAAUGGACAGAUUGCGAAGGUCCUUUAGGGAUUCCUUCCGCAAGCGGAAGGAUCGGAUCCCUGAAAGCUCAAAACCGCACCAGUGGCAGGCUGACGAAUGCGCCGUUAGAUCGGGUACCUGUACCUUUGCGGUCAAGUAUUUGGGGUGCGUCGAGGUGUUUGACUCCAGGGGGAUGCAAGUAUGCGAGGAGGCGCUUAAAGUAUUGAGGGGCUCAAGAAGGAGGCCCACUCGUGCAGUUCUUCACGUUAGCGGCGAUGGACUGCGGGUGGUCGAAGAAGAAACCAAGGGAUUAAUUGUAGAUCAAACUAUCGAAAAAGUCUCAUUUUGCGCGCCAGAUAGAAAUCACGAAAGGGGGUUUAGUUAUAUCUGCCGAGACGGUACCACAAGACGGUGGAUGUGUCAUGGGUUUCUAGCUCUUAGAGAAUCGGGCGAAAGGUUGUCCCAUGCGGUAGGCUGUGCGUUUGCUGUGUGCUUAGAAAGGAAACAAAAAAGGGACAAGGAAUGCGGGGUCACCAUGAUGUUCGAUACGAAGAACAACACCUUUACAAGAACCGGAUCGUUUAGGCAGCAGACUAUGACUGAAAGAGCGGUCGACGUUCCUUCCGCACCCAAAGCACCACCAGUCAAUCCGUUCGCCAUAGAGAGACCACAUGCCACACCGAGUUUGCUCCAACGACAGGGUAGCUGUCGAGGUUUCAGUACUCUAGGCCAAAAUUCGCCGUUCAAGCGACAGAUGUCGCUGCGGGUCAACGAUUUGCCAAGCAAUACCGCCCGUUUGAAUCAGUACAAAUCGCCCACGUCCCCGACGGCGAAUGGGACGCUAGAUUCGAAGCCAGUGUCGCCGAUACCUGAGGUAUCGCCGGCCGACUCAGUGACAGCCCUUUGUCAACAACUUUCACAAGGUUUAAGUCAAUUAACUCAUAGCGGAUCAGACGACUUCAACUUCAACAACAGCACAUCUUUAAAUCAAAAUACUAUUAAUCUCAACGUCACCACCAUCAAUAACACAUUCAAUCAGUCGAUAACUUCUACGCCAACUACCUCUACUACAACGAUAACUCCUGUUAGUCUCAGUUUUAGCCCUAAUAUUAAACGUAAUACUUCAAACAUAACUCCCAUUGCUAUUCGAUCGCAAAAUACCAGUAUUACUACUACAGCAAACACCUUGCCAAAGCCUGAACAAUGGUUAGGGCAAAUAGUAAAAUCUACAUCUCCAAGGCCUGGAAGAAUGGAUGGUAGUUCACCCAGACGAGCGCCAUCAUUUACUUCUAGAGCGAUGAGUCUGGACUCAGCGUCGGAAAAUUUAAAGCCUAAACAGCCGGAUCCCUUCGAUGCUGAAUGGGCAGAUUCGGCGACAAGGCAGGGUUCUAGUACAAAUCCUUUCCUAUCACCAAAUACCACUCCCACUGCCUUCCAAAUACAACUUUAAUGGCCCAUGGGAGCUGGUCGGUAGUUUUUAAAAAACGUAAAAUUUUACGAUGUUUAUGGUCGUUGUUAUUUGUUAUAUUUAUUUAGAAAUUUUUUAAUUUUUGCGAAGCACUGGUGAUAGAUUUGAAAAAUUGUCCUAAGCGUGUACGCCCUUUCGAUAACAUACGAAAAUCAAAUUGACUAUUUAGGUUUUUCGUUAUUGUCAAAAAUACUAAAUUGGAAAAGGCCGUGAUCCAUAACAUCAGAAAAUAAAUUGCAGUGAUGCAAACGUCACCUUGUGUUGAUGGCAAAUCGACCUUAUACUCAAAGGAAACCCAUAACGCUUGUGUAGCCAACAUCAACAGCACAUUCUGAACGCGCAUGAAUGUUGAUUUUUUCUUUGGAGGAUUAACGCCAUAAACCUAUGUGAUAUCUAAGAUCCUUUGCUAAAUAGCAAUAGUGACACAACUCCUUUUAAUUUUUUUUUGGUCAGACCUAUUUUGCAAAACCAGGUUUGUUGUAUCUUAAAAAGUAUGAAGGUUAUAAGACCAAGACUAAUUCCUAUGAAGGUUUUUCUUUCAAAAAACCUUUUAUCAUUAUUUUCAUUUCUCAAUUUAAUUUUAUGCAUUCAGCAAAUAAGUAAGUCUUUAGAGCAUACACAGCUUGAGCUGUUUUUUAUUUGCUGUCUCAGUUAUAUGUAACGUGGCUUGGUACUUGUGGAUUUCAGAAAAUAUUAAUCAUUUUUUCUGUGUAAAUUGACUACUACAAAGAAACUUUCAUAUGCGACUGUAAUACUAUUUACAGGUUCCGAUUACUCCCGCGUCGGUUGCUAAUGAAUCGAAUCUGUUGGCUUCACCCAAAUCUAAACCAGUUUCAGUUAGGUAAAGUUCAGCUAGUUUGAUUUAUCAGCAAUCGAUUCAGAAGCAAUCCAGAAGAUGUGUAAAUGGUAUCAUUCCUAUUAUUGAUAAGGACCAAUUAUUUUUAUAUUUUCCAUGUUAACCCAUCGAAGUUUUUGUUUAUUCACAAAACAGUACGUAUCUAAGAGCAGAUUUUGGACAUUUGAUACAGUGACAUUUGAAUCACUUUUCAAUGUUGCAAUUUUUGCUUAUUUUUACAACUAGUUCAUUUUUGUAGUAGAUUAUUAAAUGGCGUACAUCUAAUUUUUGUUUAUGUUGGCUGCUGUUUUUUACGCAUUUUAUGAGUAACGUCGUAAUCGUCACGUAUCAUUCAUUGGUCAAUUGUUAUUGCAACUCACAGUGAUGUGGAAGGUAAUGCUGUAGAAUCUUGUUAAGCAGUGUCGGAUAUAGAAUAUCGAAUAUAUUAUUUUUUCUUUUUUAAUAAAACAAUUCUACAUUUAUGUAUGCAAAUAUAUCAAACUAAACCUUGCAGGCGCUGCAUAUAAUUUACGGAUAAAUGCUCCAUCUCUCCAUCCAUCUCCAAAGGUAUAAAUACUGCGCUACUGAAUAAGGACAAUAUUACUUUUAUAUCCCAAUUAGUCUAAGAUCAUCAUGUGUGCGUUUUUCGAAUAAUAUUUCCAACGGGGUUUAAUUUUUACAAAAGUUGGUCCCUAAAAAAGAUUCGCAAAUACUAAUUUAUAAAUUUGUAUUAACAACAGCAAUAAAAUUUUGUUAUUAAUUUGGAGUUUCAAACGAUUUUAUUGUGUUUUUUUUUUAUUUACCAUCAUUUCCUAUUUUUAUUUUUAAAUAUUUCUUUCAACCAGAAUUUGCUAUUUUUGUCCAGUUACAGGCUAUCCCCGCUAACUGAAUAAUCAAAUUUGUCUUUCAUUCGAACUUUUAUUGAACAGAAAACUGUUUUAUGGCGUUAUUUAAAAAAAAAGGAUUCUACAGGAUUGCUUUGUGACACAUUUCGUAAUGUUUAUCUCGUAAUGGGAAUUACUUUGUGUUUAUUUCAGCUACAAAAUUCUGGCAAAUUUGCUAUUCUGUUUCCAGUAAAAGUAUGUGGCAAUGAAGUUUACUUUUGGUAAUUGCUUCAAAGUUACACUACUUUACCAAAUAAUAGUCGAUUGUAAAUUCAUAUUAUUUUUUUAUUUUUCAUUUGUUAUGCCGCCUUAUGAGGUUUAAUUGAAGUAGUUAUGUUGGUUUUUUGAUAUACAAACAGUAUUAAAGAAAAUUAAUUCUUGCAAACUCUUUGAUGGACAAUUUACCUAAGUAAGUAUGCCAGGACUGAAGGUGCAAUUGUGUAUUUAUCAAGGCACAGUAAUUUAUACUUUGGAACAUCAAUAAAAAAUUAAACAGAGUAAAAGCAAUAAAUACACCUUGAGAUGGAUUCUUUAAAACUAUGUAAAACUUCGUUAAAUCGCUAAUGUUAAAAAAUUUGUUGAAAUUUAAAUGUUUUCGCCGGACUGAAUUGUUUCUGGUAUAAAAAAAGAUGGCAGGAUUUUCCCUGUGGGUGAUUUAUAAAUAAGAUUAUUAAAUGUGUAUAUAAAAGUUUGAAUGUAUAUUAACACCAUGAAACUUUCCAGUGCACUGUUUUAAAAUUUGCGUAAAUCAGAUCGAGCUACUUGUUUAUGUACAGGAUGUGAUAAAUUAAUCAACUAAGAUUGAGGAAAAUUGAAAAAAUAUUUAUCAUUAUGAAUAUAUUUAUUACACUCUUAACAAAUUAACAUCGAAGUGUGUAGAUUUUGUUGAGAACUAAUACUUUUAAAGUGUUUAAGCUUUGAUUAUUAGUUAUCUACAGAAAUCGACGCUUAUAAAGUUUUUUUUGUGCUGUGUUAUGUUCAAUUACAAGAAAUUAGCUACGAAUGCUGUACUGCCAACGGGUAAUAACAAAUUUAUUCGCGGCAUAUUAGGAAUACGCACAGUCAAUUUGAUGCAAAGUCCUGUUUGGGAUCAACAAUUUUUGAUGUAGUUUAAAACUCUCAUUCCAUAUUUAAAAAAUGCAUUUAAGCAGUGAUUUGUUUAUUUUUACGAAAAAAUUACCGUCCCUGAAAAUGUUUUGAAAAUUUACCUAUGCAAGUUAGGUAUGUUAUUUAAUUGAAGACAUUAAAUAAAAUUGUUUGAAAAAUGUCUGAUGCUGUAAUUAUAUUAGCAAAAUGAUCUUCAUUAACAAUAGGUUUGUAUAUAUGUAUUUUAUAUAGCUGUUUUUCUUUUGCUAUUUAACGUUAUAUCGGGAGCAGCCGUCAAUUUGCAUAUACUUAAAUUCUUGUGGAGUUUGUUUUGUAAUAAUAAGAAGAGAAUUCGUGAAACAUAAACGCCUAGUUACUUACUUGAUAACUACUUAAUAGUGUUUCUAAAUGUUAAAACGUUAGAGCAAAGCUAUUUUAUUGUUCGAUAAAUUUCCCGUUACUUUUUUGUAUGGAGCACGCGCGCUCUGUCUUUGGGCACAUGUACUUAUGUAUACAAAUGUAUUUUUUAGAAACAAUUCCUCUGUAAUAUAUAGAAAUAUAAGUAUUA